This is a messenger RNA of Aedes aegypti (yellow fever mosquito), 2200 nucleotides long. RefSeq lists its product as uncharacterized. The transcript has 5 exons. Gene Ontology annotation, cellular component: plasma membrane. Lineage: Eukaryota; Metazoa; Arthropoda; Insecta; Diptera; Culicidae. Gene Ontology annotation, biological process: sensory perception of smell; detection of chemical stimulus involved in sensory perception of smell. The coding region runs from base 130 to 1350 and encodes 406 amino acids. Gene Ontology annotation, molecular function: olfactory receptor activity; odorant binding. The record is from RefSeq and is a predicted model, not a curated record.
UUGACUAAUUGUUUGAGAACGAACGAUUUUAUGGCACCUGUUUUAUCCGCAUAAAAAUAGUAACUCUAAUCUCACCUUAUCAUUUUCAUUUUAUUGCCUACAAUAAGUACACUGUGAUCCCCAAAAGCAAUGGAAACAGUUAAGAAGUUCAAACUCAUUCGUGAUAUUCGAGCGGAAAUUACAGAUCCUCAAAAGACUUACGAUGACAUGAUGCAUCAGUUGAACUCCGUCGCUCAAAAGUAUCUCGGAAUGGACACCCUACAUCUCGAAUUUUCCUUCGUCAAUCGCCGCUUCAUAUUUCUCCUAGCGAUAAUGAGCACGUUUCUGUACGCGGAUGUAGAAUCCGCUGUUUUGGCUGGCGAUGUCGGUGAGGUUGCGUACAAUAUUGCCGUUUUGGGCUUCGGUCUGCAAGGAUUCGCCAAGUUUGAUGCCUACGUGUAUCGUAAGGAGUCUAUGCAUACACUUGUGUGGCAGAUUAGUGCUUUUUUGAACAAGAAGAAAAUGUUCGACGGCUUGAACGAAAUCGUGACCGCAAACGUGGCAAUCAUGGUGCUUCUGAAGAGAUUCUACAUUGGUCUGUAUGGCUUCGUCUUCGUCAGCAUGAGUUCGUUAGGUUUGAUCUCAUCGUUAUCUAGCGGAGAACGUCAGUUGUCGUUUGGAUUUCAGUUCUCGUUUUUGGACACAUCCAACUGGGUUGGGUAUUUAGCGACGUACAUCUACCAGGUGGCUGGCAUAUUGAUGGUGGUCAUAAGUUCGUGCUGUAAUGAUAUACUGAUUGUGGUUUUGUACAUAACUGCUAUGGGAAUGUACGACUGCAUGAUGUUCGAUCUGAGGGAGCUGUCUAAAUUGUCGCAAAUGGAAAAGUCCUCGGCCAAUAAACGGAUUGCAGAGGAACGAAUCAAGUCGGUCAUUCAACAACACCAAGAGGUGCUGGAAUUCCUUGAGCUCUCGAAUGAAACUUUCAGUUUGUACUUUUUGAUGAGCCUUGUUUGUAUGACCACUGCGAUUGCCAUUUUGUUGGUCGCCUUGGUUUGGAAUCGCUGGUAUGCCGGUCUCGUGAUUUGCUUCGCAGCCUCAUCCCAAAUUUUCGCGCUCUCGUUGCUGGGAACACUUCUAUUGGUUAAAAGUGAAGAACUGAUCGACGAGGUUUACUCAAUAACUUGGUAUGAUAUGGAUCUACCUGUUCAACGGUCUUUGAAACUUUUCCUGCUAAUGUCCCAGCACGUUAAAGAGAUAUCCUACCGCUUCGGUGUUAUGAACAUGGAAACAUAUGUACAAAUAUUGCCUUUCCGGUUGCAACCGCCCAGAUCAGAAAUAGCUUCAAGCCGUCCGUACGAACCAGUUUUAUGACCCGAAACCGUAUAUAAAUUUCAGCUAAUACCCUUCCCAAGGACCGACUUUUCCGCACGACGCGGGCGAUGAUUCUUGAUUGGGCAUCUCCAAUUUCUUGAUUGAAGCUCACAUACCACCGAUCCUUGUUGCAAUGUGCAGGGGGACGACCAUGAUAGGUGCCUGCAGCCUAUAGGGUGCGGCGUAAUUUUCGAAUGUUUUGAAUUCAAAUUGCAUUAAAAAGUGUGAGCUAAAUAUAUUAAGUUUGUGAGAAAUCAAAUUUGUCUAAAAAUUAAAAAAUAGUUUUAUUUAAAGGUAGUUUUCUUCAUUUUUUCAAUUUUUCAGAGAUUUUGAACUCUGUUGUACUUUAUCAAUAGUCAACCGACUCCAAAUGUUUCUACAUGAUUUAGAAGAUAAUUUAAUUGUUUCUAAGCUGUGUGAAGUAAACAUAUUAUUAAAAUAUCGUUUUGACUUAAUUAUUUAACAAACAAAUUAUGUUUUAUUUGUUUUCGCCUGUAUUUACGUUUUUUUUAUCGAACAAAGGUUUAUAAGGCAUCUUUUAUAACUACGAGCUUAAUAGUACCAAGACCUUCUUAAGAAUUCAGCAAAUAAGAAUGACCAGAUCUUAGCAUAACGCUUGACUGGCAAUAAUUUGAAGAACAUUGGUUUGUUUUCUUUAAAAUUAAUGUUUUUCUUCAUUUUAUGUGAAAAAAUGAGCCAAAAUGGUUUUUCAAACACAUAGAAAUUCCAGCUAAGUCUAAAAAAAAAAGAGGCUUGAUAAUCUUCGAUCUCGAUUUGUACCAUGAUUCCAGUAUGAGCAUGAGCAUAGAUGACCGUACAAUUCGUUGUUGCUACUCCGUGAUUGAUCAAA